Molecule: messenger RNA, 3126 nt
Organism: Cladocopium goreaui
Lineage: Eukaryota; Dinophyceae; Suessiales; Symbiodiniaceae
Source: the annotation of a GenBank genome assembly
AUGUGGCUUCCUGCGACGAUCAAGAUGUACAAUGGAAUUGCAGGCACUUAUGACUUGGAUUGCAAGUCGGGCGUGCAGCCUGACAGGAUUCGAUUGCCAGCUGCUAACACUCGUGCACCUAGCAGAGAUGAAGAUUUAAAGGAAGAAAGUGCAGAGGAUGCUGUGGGCAUCGAGGUGUCCGGUGGCUCCAGCAGCAGCUUGUGCCGGGCACUUGAGCCACAGCAGGAUGGGCCAGUUCAACUCAUCCGCGUUGUUCGACGAGGCCCUUCAUGGCACUUCGAGCUUUGCCAAGAUGCAAUCAAGGUAUUGGAGUCGUUGGGCCAAAAAUGCAUCUCAGUUUGUACAGUUUGCGGACCCUACCGCACCGGUAAGAGCUACCUUCUGAAUCUCCUACUUGGGCGUAUCCAGAAGGGUUACCAGCAAUUUCGUGUUGGUUCCACCACCCAAGCAUGUACAGACGGCUUGUGGAUGUGGGGGUUCGGCGCACCACAAGGGGUUGACAGUCCAAGUCUUCUCUUCUUGGAUUGCGAAGGAUUUGGCAGCACUGAGUCUGACAAGACCAGAGAUGCCAAGCUAAUGUCCUUGUGCAUGUUGCUUUCUUCGGUCUUUCUGCUCAACACCAAGGGUGUCCUGAGCGAGGGUCUUUUCAACGCGCUUUCGUUGGUUUGCAACCUGGCCACUCACGUGGAACAAGAGCAAGACACAAGCAAACCCGCACUUCUGUGGCUUUUGCGUGACUUCCUCUUAGAACUUGUGGAUGAGGAGGGCCGCAGAAUGACUCCUGAUGAGUAUUUGGAAUCCUCACUCCACAAGGCACCUCCAGAAGGGGCAGACAGCAAGCGAUCACAGGCUGCCAGGGAAGUGCGAGAAACUCUGUUGAGGUUCUUCCCACAGCGGCGCUGUGCAACUCUGUGCCAGCCUGUGAUUGAGGAAGAGCAGCUUCGGCAGCUGUCCGAGGUGCCCUUCGAGCAAUUACGCCCCGAAUUCCGUCGAAGCUUCCAGGAGCUGCAGACGCAGCUGCUGCGACUUGCAGCGCAGCCCAAAACAAUCCAAGGUAAACCAGUGUCCGCCGGCUCAUGGGCAGCAAUGCUCCGGAAGCUGGUCUCUGCCCUGAACGAAGGACAUGCUUUGAAUGUUGUCAGUGCCUGGAACCAGGUUCAGCAUUCAGCCUGUGACGACCUUGCGACCGAGCUCCAUGAUCGAGCUUCUGAAGCCUUCCAGAAGGUUCGUGAAGGAGGGCCUCUUCCCGUAGCCCGUGGAAGGUCUUUGCCGGUAGCAGAUCAGACUCUAGCUGCAAGUUUGAAGGAAUUUCGCAGAUGCCUCCGUGAAGAAUGGAGACGUCGGGCAGUUGGUGAUGAAGCCGUGAAGGCUGAGCAUUGGAAGGAUCUGAAGGCAGCAAUCAAAGAAGAAGAGAAGGGAGUGGAGCGACUGAACGCUGAGUUGGCAGAAGCUCACCUGAACCAAGCAGGUGCUGACUGGUCAGCCUGGCUGUCUCAGGACCGAGCGGCAGAUCCAACUGAUCCAAAAUCAGAGGCACUUAUCAAUGCUGUGGAUGCCGACCUCCCCGCCAAGCCAAUUCUACGAGCAGUUCGAGAGGCGUUAAGCACUUCUCGGAUAGCUCGCCUCAAGUGGGAUGGCAACAGUGACGCUUUGAAGGCCAAGCUGAAGCUUGCCACGGACGAACUCGACAGUAAGGCCGCUCUUGCCGCAGAGGCAUCUGGUGAGCAACUGGAAAAGAGUCGUGAGAUGGGACAUUUGCAUGGCCAGGUUGAAUUGCUUCAACAGCAAGCCAACGAGGCUAUUGAGCGAGAAAGGCAGCUCCGAGAGCAGGUACUGCUGGCUGAAGAGGCCACAAGGAAGGCGCAGUAUGCUCACAACGAGGCCAAGCGGCAGUCAAAUCAAUCAAUUGAGGAACUGCAGACCCAGGCCUUCGCCGAGCAAACUCGGCAAGAGCCUUCGCUUUGCGUUGAUUCGGCUUCCUGGUUAACCGAACAGCUGAACAAGAAGGAUGAGGCUCUCAGACCUACGCAGGAGCAGAAUGACCUCAGAAAGUGGUUGGAUGCAACAUUAAAACCACUGCUGGAAAAGCACUCUGGCGGAACCUUUAACACCUUCGGCUCCUGUCAAAAUGGCUUCUGGAUGAAUGGUAGCGACAUUGAUGCUUGCUUGAUCAUACCAAAAUGCCUGAGAAAGAAUUCGUGGCUCACUAAGCUGCGCCUCGUCGAGAGUUUGGCGAUCACUGAGAGGUGGGGUUCUGUGGAGCUUGUACAGGGCGCCCGUGUCCCUGUGGCAAAGAUUCACGAUGGGAAAGGGCGAGACUUAUGCGAUGUUUCCGUCAACAACGUUGCUGCGUUGGAAAACUCCAGAUUUGUUGGGGCAAUGUCCAGCCUCGACUGGAGGGUUCCUUGCUUGGGCCGUUUGAUCAAGCAUUGGGCGUCACAGCGCCGCAUCAACAAUCGCUCUGAGGGAACGCUCAGCACAUACACGCUCAUCCUGCAGCUUUUCUACUCGCUCCAGCUUCGGGAUCCACCAGUGCUGCCUUUGGUCACGAACAUCCUCAAGGAUCCGGUGGCGCCCGAAGGCACUGAGACUGGUGCCCAGGUGCCUGCGAAGGCGGUGAACCAUUUCCUCAAAGAUCCUGAGAUGGAUGAAAGCACGGGCCAGCUCCGUUCUUUGCCCUUUCUGACAGACCCAGCGACGAUCAGAGAGGGCGGGAGAUUUCCGCAGCUGAACAUGAACGAGGAAAGUUUGGGUGAACUUCUUGUGGGUUUCUUUGAGCUGUGGGGGCGGGAGGAAUUCGGUGGUGGAGAAGAUGGUGAUGGACAAACCGUAUAUGUCUAUGAUGCUUCUCGAGAGCUAAAUGAUCUUGGAGUCCUUGUGAUGAGGUGCCCUCUCACUGGAAAGAAUGUUAACCCGUUCACCACGCUGGUAUGGAGAUCAAUUCACUCUGAAUUUGCUAGAGCAGCUUCGCUCCUGCAACAAGGAUGUAGCCUUGAGGAGCUGUGUCAGCCAGCUGAGGGGCUGCCACCUGGUUGUGGUCACCGUGGCGGAGGACUCGGUGCCGAAAUUACUGCGGCCCUGGGCUUCGCUCGACCUAGCGAAGAGGGUUCACAACCUGGCGGGUAA